GCGGGGGCUUCGGGGCUGGAGAGGGCGCCGCCACCCGGAGAGGGCGCCGCGGGGACGCGGGGAGGUCUCCAGCCCGCCAGCCCGCUGCCCCGCCCCCGCCGAUCGUCCCCGAUCGUCCCCGAUCGCCGCCCUGCCGGGUCUCGGGCGGGGCGCCGUGGCCCCACGGGGCGCGCACCCCGUGACCCCGGCGGCCCCGCGGCAGGCUAGGCGCCCGCAGGUCCAUGGUGGCGGCGCAGCGCGAUGAGCCGCCCGUCCUCCACCGGCCCCAGCGCUAACAAGCCGUGCAGCAAGCCGCCGCCGCCGCCGACCCCGCACGCCCCGUCCCCGGCUGCGCCCCCCGCCGCCGCCACCAUCUCGGCUGCCGGCCCCGGCUCGUCCGCGGUGCCCGCCGCGGCGGCGGUGAUCUCAGGCCCGGGCGGCGGCGGCGCCGGCCCGGUGUCCCCGCAGCACCACGAGCUGACCUCGCUCUUCGAGUGCCCGGUCUGCUUUGACUAUGUCCUGCCCCCCAUCCUGCAGUGCCAAGCCGGGCACCUGGUGUGUAACCAAUGCCGCCAGAAGUUGAGCUGCUGCCCGACGUGCAGGGGCGCCCUGACGCCCAGCAUCAGGAACCUGGCUAUGGAGAAGGUGGCCUCGGCUGUCCUGUUUCCCUGUAAGUAUGCCACCACGGGCUGUUCCCUGACUCUGCACCACACGGAGAAGCCAGAGCACGAAGACGUCUGUGAAUACCGUCCCUACUCCUGCCCUUGUCCGGGUGCCUCCUGCAAGUGGCAGGGCUCCCUGGAAGCCGUGAUGGCUCACCUCAUGCACGCACACAAGAGCAUCACCACCCUCCAGGGGGAGGACAUCGUCUUUCUGGCCACAGACAUUGACCUGCCGGGGGCCGUGGACUGGGUCAUGAUGCAGUCCUGCUUUGGCUACCACUUCAUGCUUGUGCUGGAGAAACAGGAGAAGUAUGAGGGCCACCAGCAGUUCUUCGCCAUCGUGCUUCUGAUCGGGACCCGAAAGCAAGCCGAGAACUUCGCCUACAGACUGGAGCUGAACGGUAACCGGCGGAGGCUGACGUGGGAGGCCACGCCGCGCUCCAUCCACGACGGCGUGGCCUCGGCCAUCAUGAACAGCGAUUGCCUUGUUUUUGACACAGCCAUAGCACAUCUUUUCGCCGACAACGGGAACCUGGGGAUAAACGUCACCAUUUCUACGUGCUGCCCGUGAAGCACCGGGUGGCCUCCCUAGGCCGUGGAAAUUACUCGGGCGUAGCACUCCAUGUUCAGUAAAGGUCUUGUAGAGGUUUUGAUCAGGAUGCCAUCGCAAGUUUGGGCUCACAGUCACCACCAUCAGCCCCCGACAGAGUUCACGAAACUGGGUGAGGAGGAUUGGGCCGUUAGUAAUUUGGAGGCUGUCCUGUGAUCUAGAGUCACGUCUAGACUAAAGUUCAUUUACUUCCUGAACAGUUGCUCCACAGACCAGCGUGUUAGGGCUGGAGGUUCCUUCCCUGCCUCCCCGAAUCAACCCUCAAGGAGACAAAGCGCAGUGACCCUGCGGACGCCUGCAUUUUUGGUUUUAGGGGACAGGAAUAGUUUAAUGCGUUGUAAGCAGUGUCUCUCACCUGGGCGGCUGGCCAGGGCGCACGGAGCCAGCCCAGCUGGUCUUAAACGUGCAGCUCUGGGAGUCUGUGAGCUUCACCGUCCCCAAUCCCCUCUGGGGGGGUCUGAUGCACAGUGAGGUUUGAGGACUGCCGCCUGGGUCGUGGGGGGGGGGGUGCAGAUUUGAAGGAGCUUUGCCAUCGCCCUCUGCAGGUUCUGGCAGUCUUUCUACUGUUUCAACCCCAGCCUCGCCCACUCUGAAUUAAAGUCAGAACCAUAAACCCACACACACACGCCUGAGACCCGGUCACUCUCUGGUGUUUGGGGUGGGUCAGCAAGUCACGUGUCCUUGAUAGUCCUCAUGUCAUCAGUUAGUUCCUGCUCGCGGUCGGUGUGACCUGUUUACACAGGGCUCCCCCAGGAGCCCUCCCUGACUAGCUGGGAAAGACGAGGUUGGUACUGGGAGAAGCUCUGUACCCGUGUCACAUGCGUGCUGUUUAAAGAUGUGUGAUGUGCUUUCUGUUUGUUUUUGGUUUUUUGCCACAUUCACUUUAGUUUUUAAUAAAUAUU
Molecule: messenger RNA, 2153 nt
Organism: Castor canadensis (American beaver)
Lineage: Eukaryota; Metazoa; Chordata; Mammalia; Rodentia; Castoridae
Gene: Siah2
Product: siah E3 ubiquitin protein ligase 2
Biological process (GO): proteasome-mediated ubiquitin-dependent protein catabolic process; multicellular organism development
Cellular component (GO): cytoplasm
Molecular function (GO): ubiquitin protein ligase activity; ubiquitin conjugating enzyme binding; zinc ion binding
Source: RefSeq, a predicted model, not a curated record